UGUUAUGAUUUGACAGGGUGACGUAACGAUGGUGGACAAAACUCCCACAAUGCACUGCGAUCUUCAUCUCAGUUAAACGGAAAAAACACUACACCUAAUAGUUCAUAACUUCAAAACUCUUGUUUGUUUUCAUCUGACACAUCCUUGCGUUGUUCCUCUUCUGUCGGGAUUCUGUGAGAUGACCUUCGGGACUGGGUCGUUGUGUAUUUCAACCCUCCCCAGCCUGUGAAUGUGGGAUCAGGAUUUCAGUCGAGGAUGGAUCCAGAAUAUGAACAUCGCCUUCUUCGCCAGCUCAAUAUUCAAAACGAUAACUUUAGCCCUGUCAAACUGACCCAGAGUCUGCACAAUCGAAUGCCAACGAGCUCCCCUCUAUCUUCACCCAGUAAGCUUGGAGACAGAUUCAUUCCAACCAGAGCAGGGGCAAACUGGGAUAUCAGCUUCCACAGGAUCAAUGAAAAUGAAAAGUCACCGAGUCCGAGCAGAAAAACAAAAGAUGCUGCUUCUGAUAAUAUUAAAGAUGGGCUGGCCUACUCUGCUUUGCUGAAGAAUGAACUUCUGGGAGCAGGAAUAGAGAAGAUUCAGGACCCCCAGACAGAGGACAGACGUCUACAGCCUUCAACCCCAGAGAAGAAGAGUCUCUUCACUUAUUCACUCAAUAGCAAAAGGUCAUCACCAGAUGAUGGCACCAACAUCUCCCCCUACUCUCUGUCACCUGUCAGCAUCAAAAGUCAGAAAUUGCUACGUUCACCGAGAAAGCCCACUCGCAAGAUCUCAAAGAUCCCGUUCAAAGUCCUGGAUGCUCCAGAGCUUCAGGAUGACUUCUACCUCAACUUAGUGGACUGGUCUUCUCUCAAUGUGCUCAGUGUUGGGCUGGGCACAUGUGUUUACCUGUGGAGUGCUUGUACCAGCCAGGUCACGAGGUUGUGUGAUUUAUCUGUGGAGGGAGACUCAGUUACGUCAGUUGGAUGGUCUGAAAGGGGGAACCUGGUUGCAGUGGGAACUCACAAGGGCUAUGUCCAGAUCUGGGAUGCUGGUGCUGGGAAGAAACUUUUUGCAAUGGAAGGACACACAGCCAGAGUUGGAGCGUUAGCCUGGAACGCAGACCAGUUGUCUUCAGGAAGCCGAGAUCGUAUGAUUCUUCAGCGAGAUGUGCGGACACCUCCUCUCCAGUCAGAGAGACGUCUGCAGGGACACCGACAGGAAGUAUGUGGCCUAAAGUGGAGCACUGACCACCAGCUGCUCGCUUCUGGUGGCAACGACAACAAGCUGCUGGUUUGGAACCACUCCUCGCUCAGCCCAGUACAGACAUACACAGAUCACCUGGCUGCAGUGAAAGCCAUUGCCUGGUCCCCUCACCAGCAUGGCUUACUGGCAUCUGGGGGCGGCACAGCUGACCGCUGUAUUCGAUUUUGGAACACCUUGACUUCACAGCCGUUGCAGUGUAUGGACACAGGCUCUCAGGUCUGCAACCUGGCCUGGUCUAAGCACGCUAAUGAGCUGGUAAGCACUCAUGGUUACUCUCAGAACCAGAUCUUGGUGUGGAAGUAUCCAGCUCUCACCCAGGUUGCCAAACUCACAGGACACUCCUACAGAGUACUUUACCUGGCAAUGUCCCCAGAUGGUGAAGCUAUCGUGACAGGAGCUGGAGAUGAGACCCUACGCUUCUGGAACGUAUUCAGUAAAACUAGGUCAACUAAGGAAUCCGUAUCAGUCUUAAACCUCUUCACCAGGAUACGAUAACAAAUAACAAAAAUGAAAACACUAAAACUCUUCUUUGAUUGGAUCCUGGCAUAGCCACCGAAUAGCUCAUCAGCAUGGUGCUAAGGACAUACGUAGGGCAUCAUGUGACAUUUGUGAUAGAGAAGAUGACCGUCAAAACAACUGAACAUUUUGUAUUCAACUGUUCAGGAAAUCAUUUUGAUUAUUGUGCUGUAAGUAGUCUGAAUGUAUUUUUUUCUCUAUAACAAGUGGGUUGAACACAUCACAGGCCUUACUUAAAAGAUAUUGUGAUACAAUUUUCAUGUAGUGGACUGAAUUUUUUUCUUUAGGUUUUGCCAAACUCAGGUCUUAUUUAUUCAAAGCUGCCACUGCAGCUGUCGCUUAAAAGGUUUUGAAAGGAGUAAGUUGCCACAAUGUAUUGAGACUAAAGCAUAAAAAUGUAACAUUAUCACCUACUAAGGCCUUUACAGUAUGUGCACCAUGUUUACUGUGAUCCUGAAGAGCUCUAAGGUUGACAGAGACAGGCUGAAAUGCAGGUGUAUUCCCUUGGACAGAAACUCUGAUGCUGUGCAUUAAGAUUUGUACUACAUGGUUGAUCCUGGGUAGUAAAGAAAUAAAUAAAAGAAGAUGGAACUAAAAA
Notolabrus celidotus (New Zealand spotty) is the source of this 2359-nucleotide messenger RNA. Its product is annotated as fizzy-related protein homolog. Gene Ontology annotation, cellular component: anaphase-promoting complex. The record is from RefSeq and is a predicted model, not a curated record. Gene Ontology annotation, molecular function: ubiquitin ligase activator activity; anaphase-promoting complex binding; protein binding. The transcript has 14 exons. NCBI's taxonomy places the organism in Eukaryota, Metazoa, Chordata, Actinopteri, Labriformes, Labridae. Gene Ontology annotation, biological process: anaphase-promoting complex-dependent catabolic process; positive regulation of ubiquitin protein ligase activity; positive regulation of anaphase-promoting complex-dependent catabolic process. Bases 256 to 1740 code for a protein of 494 amino acids.